This is a messenger RNA of Nicotiana attenuata, 2426 nucleotides long. Its product is annotated as calcium-dependent protein kinase 20-like. Gene Ontology annotation, cellular component: cytoplasm; nucleus. Gene Ontology annotation, biological process: intracellular signal transduction; peptidyl-serine phosphorylation; protein autophosphorylation. Gene Ontology annotation, molecular function: calmodulin binding; calcium ion binding; ATP binding. The record is from RefSeq and is a predicted model, not a curated record. NCBI's taxonomy places the organism in Eukaryota, Viridiplantae, Streptophyta, Magnoliopsida, Solanales, Solanaceae. The coding region runs from base 309 to 2009 and encodes 566 amino acids. The transcript is spliced from 8 exons.
GAACAAUAUUUCCCUCAUUUCUCUACAGAUUUCUAUAAUCAUUUUCUGGUUUGAUUUUUCUUGGAGCUUCUUGUGACAGCUCCAAGAUAAGGUCAAUCUCUUUGCUUUCUUCUCGCAUGUUAAACCGACUUUUGGUCGAAUUCUUGAGUUUCAAGGAAAAUUGAAGAUUGAUAAAUUAUAAUAUUUUUCUUUGAGUGCAUUUAUUUAUGUUGAUCAUGGUAUCAAUAAAAGCAAGUUUGGAUAAUAUUGGGAUUCGACAAAGGUUGAGAUUUUAAUUCUGAGCAAUAUCUUACGUUUAUUAAUUUUUGAUGGGGAAUACAUGCUCGGGACCCACUUUGAACAAAGAUUCAGCAGAUUCAUCAAAGACAGAAGCAAAAGGUUCUGAUUCUGUUAGCUCUAAUGUCCAGAGCACCCCUCCUCCCCAUCUUCAGAUACCUGGGGAUCAGCCUCAGGAUGACAAAUCAAGAAAUUCCCAAAAGGGUGUCAAAGUGGAAGACACUAAUAAAAACAGCAGUGCAAAUGGCAAUGAUACCGUUACCAAUAAGCCAGUGGAGGAUGUGAAAAGAAACAAGUCUAGUAAUCUUAAGCGAGUAUUGAGUGCAGGGCUUCAAGUUGAAUCUGUUUUGGGACGAAAAACAGGCAAUUUGAAAGAAAUUUAUACUUUAGGAAGGAAACUAGGACAAGGGCAAUUUGGAACAACGUUUUUUUGCGUGGACAAAGCUCAAGGAAAGGAAUUUGCAUGCAAGUCAAUUGCUAAAAGGAAGUUGACAACUGAUGAGGAUAUAGAGGAUGUAAGGAGAGAGAUUCAGAUAAUGCACCACUUGGCAGGGCACCCUAGUGUUGUACAGAUUGUUGGGGCUUAUGAGGAUGCUGUUGCUGUUCAUGUCGUAAUGGAGCUUUGUGCUGGUGGGGAGCUUUUCGAUAGGAUUAUUAAAAGGGGGCAUUAUUCAGAGAAGAAGGCUGCUGAACUUGCAAGAGUAAUAGUAGGUGUUGUAGAAGCAUGCCAUUCAUUGGGAGUUAUGCAUAGGGACCUCAAACCUGAGAACUUCCUUUUUGUCAACGAGCAAGAGGAGUCGCCGUUAAAGACCAUUGACUUUGGGUUAUCUAUGUUCUUUAGACCAGGUGAAACCUUCACCGAUGUCGUUGGAAGCCCUUACUAUGUGGCCCCAGAAGUCUUGCGGAAGCGUUAUGGUCCAGAAUGUGAUAUUUGGAGUGCUGGAGUCAUUAUUUAUAUACUUCUUAGUGGUGUGCCUCCAUUUUGGGAUGAAACGGAGCAAGGAAUAUUUGAACAGAUUGUGAAAGGGGAACUUGACUUAGUAUCAGAACCUUGGCCAGCUAUAUCAGAAAGUGCAAAAGAUCUGGUCAGAAGAAUGCUUGCGAGAGACCCCAAAAAGCGGUUGACAGCUCAUGAAGUUCUCUGUCACCCGUGGGUCCGUGUAGGUGGGGUUGCUCCAGAUAAGCCUCUUGAUUCUGCUGUUCUUACUCGUCUCAAUCAAUUUUCUGCAAUGAAUAAAUUAAAGAAGAUAGCAAUCAGAGUUAUUGCUGAAAAUCUGUCUGGAGAGGAAAUUGCAGGACUGAAGCAAAUGUUCAAAAUGAUAGACGCAGAUAACAGUGGACAUAUUACGCUAGAGGAACUGAAAAAGGGUCUGGAAAAAGUGGGUGCCAAUCUUAAGGAUUCAGAAAUUAAUAGUUUAAUGCAAGCGGCAGAUAUGGAUAAUAGUGGUACCAUUGACUAUGGCGAGUUUAUCGCUGCUAUGCUCCAUCUAAACAAAGUUCAGAAGGAGGAUCACAUGUAUGCCGCCUUUUCAUAUUUUGAUCAAGAUGGUAGUGGAUAUAUUACACAGGAAGAGCUCCAACAGGCUUGUGAGAAGUUUGGUUUGAGCAAUAUUCCCAUGGAAGAACUUAUGUGUGAAGUCGAUCAAGAUAAUGAUGGGCGCAUUGAUUACAAUGAAUUUGUAGCAAUGAUGCAAGACACAGGUUUUGGUAAGAAUGGUAACAAAAGAGUGUGAGCAUUGGCAUUGUGGAGGCCUUAGAAUCCGGCUUGCUAGGCCCUUUAUUUGAUCACAAAGUACUACUGCAGAUACCGUGGAAGCAGAUAUGAACUUUGAGUUUCUGGUGUUUCGCUGAGUCUCCAGUUUUAUUGCUUUGGAUCAAAUUUGCAUUUUCAGCACAAGUAAUGCAUGAUAGUCCUACGUCCAAACCCAAUGCUUUUCUGUCCUUACCUUUAGGCGUAGACAUAAUAUCAGCCUUGUUUCACUCACUUAGAUGAAUUUUCAUGUGUAUUACAUUCUUUCUUUGUAUAGUACUAAUGAAUUACAUUUUGGAGAGUCUUUAACUUCUUCUCUUGUUAAAACUGCUUGUUAUAGUAACGAGUAGUGGCUUCUCUCUUUUGAGACACAAUAUUAUUUCUUCCCCUUUCUCCUCAA